Messenger RNA from Leucoraja erinaceus (little skate), 1946 nucleotides. Its product is annotated as actin, non-muscle 6.2-like. NCBI's taxonomy places the organism in Eukaryota, Metazoa, Chordata, Chondrichthyes, Rajiformes, Rajidae. The record is from RefSeq and is a predicted model, not a curated record. The coding region runs from base 162 to 1292 and encodes 376 amino acids. The transcript is spliced from 3 exons.
CUUGGCUUUCAUUGUUUGGCUUAGUCACGCAAUAGGAAUGUGGGUGGAGCAUCACUUCCAUAAAAACAGCGCGCUGUGGUGGAGGCAGGUUGUGUUGAAGCUCGUCCUGAGGAUUGCAUUGAUACCUGUCUACCUGAGUCACUUCCCACUCGCUGUAAACCAUGGCUGAAGAUGAUGUUGCUGCACUGGUGGUGGACAAUGGCUCCGGGAUGUGCAAGGCUGGCUUUGCAGGGGAUGAUGCCCCCAGAGCUGUGUUCCCCUCCAUCGUGGGACGGCCUCGACACCAGGGUGUGAUGGUGGGAAUGGGCCAGAAAGACAGCUACGUUGGGGAUGAAGCCCAGAGCAAGAGGGGCAUCCUGACCCUGAAAUACCCAAUUGAACACGGGAUUGUGACCAACUGGGAUGACAUGGAGAAGAUCUGGCAUCACACCUUCUACAACGAGCUGCGAGUGGCCCCAGAGGAGCACCCUGUCCUCCUCACAGAGGCUCCACUCAAUCCCAAAGCCAACCGGGAGAAGAUGACCCAGAUCAUGUUUGAGACCUUCAACACCCCAGCCAUGUACGUUGCCAUUCAAGCUGUGCUGUCCUUGUAUGCCUCUGGCCGCACCACUGGCAUUGUGAUGGACUCUGGGGAUGGUGUGAGUCACACUGUACCCAUCUACGAAGGCUACGCCUUGCCACACGCCAUCCUGCGUCUGGACCUGGCUGGCCGGGAUCUCACUGACUACUUGAUGAAGAUCCUGACCGAGCGUGGGUACUCCUUCACAACCACGGCCGAGAGGGAGAUUGUCCGUGACAUCAAGGAGAAGCUCUCCUAUGUGGCCCUAGAUUUUGAAUCUGAGAUGCAGACGGCCAGCUCCUCCUCAUCCUUGGAGAAAAGCUACGAGCUCCCUGAUGGUCAAGUCAUCACCAUCGGCAAUGAGCGUUUCAGGUGUCCAGAAACCCUCUUCCAACCCUCCUUCCUUGGGAUGGAAUCUAAUGGAAUCCAUGAGACCACUUAUAACAGCAUCAUGAAGUGUGAUGUGGACAUCAGGAAGGAUCUGUAUGCCAACAUAGUCCUGUCUGGUGGAACCACCAUGUUCCCAGGGAUCGCUGACCGGAUGCAGAAGGAAAUCACAGCCUUGGCUCCAAGCACCAUGAAGAUUAAGAUCAUUGCUCCACCAGAGAGGAAGUAUUCAGUGUGGAUCGGAGGUUCCAUCCUGGCUUCUCUCUCCACCUUCCAGCAGAUGUGGAUCAGUAAGCAGGAGUAUGAUGAGUCUGGUCCCUCCAUUGUCCAUCGCAAGUGCUUCUAAUUCACUGGAGAUUAGAACUGAUAUAAUGUUGCCUACGUUUGUAUUUGAAAAAUCACUUUUUUAUAUUCUUCUCAAUUUGUUUGCCCAACAUUUGGGGGUUGGCAUGCGUGCGGGGGGGGGGGGGGGGGGGGGGGGGGGGGGGGGUGAUCAUAGUUCAUAAAGUCUCCUGGUGCAGAUUCAGAACAAUUUUGGAUUCAAUUACUCGCAUUGACCAUUACGUAUUUUUGAGAUGCUGGAGACUCUGAAUUGAACUCUGAGCCAGUGAUGUCUGCAGCCCACCCUUGCAUGAAAUUCUGCACCUCUAGUAUAAAGUUUUGAAACUGACAAAAGAGUGUUGAUGGUCACCAACACAAAUUGCACUGAAGCCAAAUAUAAUUGAUAUGUCCAUAAAAUUCUACUGAGGAUCUCAUACAAUGAAGCCAAUCUCCCUGUGCAGGUUUACCAUGUCUCAGUGGUUGAAUUUUCUCCAUUACCUAAUUGCUAUCCAUGGAAUGCUGCUGCUCUGAUAAGUAGAUGAGCCAAUGGGGAGAAUUAGCCACAUACCAAGUGGUGGUUCUAGGAAAAGUGGAAGGUUGGAAUAGACAUGUUAAACAGGGAAUUUGUAUCUUUACCUGCUAUUCACAAAUGUUUAAUAAAACAUGCAUUUGAACAAAA